This is a messenger RNA of Orbilia oligospora ATCC 24927, 762 nucleotides long. RefSeq lists its product as uncharacterized. The coding region runs from base 1 to 762 and encodes 253 amino acids. The record is from RefSeq and is a predicted model, not a curated record. Lineage: Eukaryota; Fungi; Ascomycota; Orbiliomycetes; Orbiliales; Orbiliaceae. The transcript is spliced from 2 exons.
AUGUUCUCGUAUCUUCAGCAUCGAAAGAACUGCAAAAUCAAGCAGCAAGACCGUGCAAAUCGGAUUGCUUCUUUGCCGUCAUAUUACUCUACCCCUCUUACAUCCCAGGACCGUUCCAUCCUCUCCACUCCAAUCGGCACACUCGCCUCAAAUAUCCGUAAUAAAGAAUGGGCUCCGAUCGACGUCCUCAGAGCCUAUGGCAAGAAGUCAAUUCUAGCCCAUGAGGCAACAAACUGUCUUACCGAAGUCAUGAUUAAAGAGAUGGAAGAAUAUGUCGAAGGCAAAGAAUUCACAGGCCCUCUAGCCGGAGUCCCCAUCUCCGUUAAGGAUACUGUCAGUAUCAAAGGCUUCGACUACUGUAUCGGCUACUCCUCGUUGGUUAAUAAGCCAGCUCUGAUUGACUCCCCUCUUACACGGCUACUAAAGGACGCAGGUUGCGUGCCGUACGUUAAGACUAAUGUUCCUAUCACUUUGUUAAGUUUUGAGAGCACGAAUGAUGUCUUUGGACGGACUUCGAAUCCUCAUAAUAAGGAUUAUAGCCCUGGUGGUAGUACUGGUGGUGAAAGCGCACUCUUGGCCUACGGUGGGAGUAGGAUUGGAAUUGGCACUGAUGUUGCAGGAAGUGUGAGAGUGCCGGCGCAUUGGGCUGGUAUCUAUACGGUUAGGGCGGCGACGGGAAGAUUUAUGAAGAGUAUGAAUGUUAGUAUUAAUGCCCAUAUGUAUCUUGUGUUGAAUACACCUAGAAGCGGUGGUGGGAACUAA